CCAGUUUUAAUCACUGUAUAUUUUAUUAGCUGAGACAUUGUAAGGGAGAAUCUGCACAUUCAUGUCCUACAUUUGAGUCUUUAUUCUUUGUAGAUGCCGAGCAAGGCCACUUUAAGAACUGAACUCUCCUGAACUAAAAAUAAUGCAAAUCCACUCAUAACCAGAGAACUGCAGCGCCUCAUGAAAGGAUAAUAGCCGUUUUGAUGCAAUAUUCACGUAUCAGAUAGACUUUUGCAGCAUCAAACCAUCUGCAAUCACCUAGGCAACAUAUUAAUACCACUAGCUACCAUAGGAGGGCGCUAAGGUACAGAGAAGCACAGUCUCUUUUUAUUUAAAGACAAUUUGGCCUGUCCUUGAAUUCUGAUAAAAUCCAGGAUAUUUGCUAUCACAUCUAUAUUAACAGCUUGGAGUUGUAGUAAAGCAGUAUAUUUAUUUGUUUCUUAUGUUUGGGUUUAUUAUUAUAGCCUAGUUUUACAGUGACAACAGGCUUUAAAAGUUAAUAGGCUGCAGCAAAAACCCCUUUAGGAUCAUUAUAGUAAAAGGCUACCCCAGAUGGCUUAAACUCCAAUGCUGCAACCAAACUGUAAUCCUCUGGAGAAUGCAGAAAUAAUUUCAUCAGGCCUGGCUGAAAGAAACAGACGAUGAGAAAGAAGCAGCCAGAAAAAAAUGCAGCAGAGCUCGGUCCUGUCGGCGUGGUUCCGGCUGGAUUCGUUUUGCAGGCUGUUUGGGAAUACUUAAAACGGGCGCAGAGCCUACACAAGAAUGUGCAGUUUUCAGAGGGGCGGAGACAAGCUCGCCUCGCAUCCAUAGCGAGGAGUAAAGCGGCGUACAGGCAGCCUCACUGUAGGCUGCUGUAGCCCAAGUUUACAAUAGGAAACAAUAAGGUUCUCUCUCGGUUCUUCUGGGCCAUAAUGGGUGGAUGUUUUUCAGCCGCAGAGACGAGUCACACAGCCCGGUAGGCAUUUUUUUCGGUGCUGCUGAACUAACCAGAAUCGUCCAUGGUGAAGUGACACUGGGAUUCGAACAAGUGACCCGCCUAACAUAGUUAGAAGUGCGGCUAUUUUAGAGAGACGCAACAUUGUAACCGGGAGGAAACAGCGCAGGGUUACAUUAAACGGAUCCCAGCCUGCUUUUCCUGCGCGUAAUGUUAAAGAGCACCCUCCGCGGCUGUGUCCCCGUGGGGUGGCUGUGAAAAGUGGACAGUCCGGUUUGUUUUCUCCAUCCACUUCCAGCCUGCAUGGAACAAAGUGUGCUUUCUAAGACAUAACCUGCGCCCGUGAGGUGGAUCCAGGCGCUUCGUAACAUUGCCAGUCGAGAGUCCAGCUUCUCCCGACAAUCAUCAUGAGGACCACCGAGGAGGCAGAGGGCUUUGACGGCGAGGCCUCCAACACUUCCAUGAUCUCCGGGGCCAGCAGUCCGUAUCAACCCACCACCGAGCCCGUCCACUCACGGAACGUUUUGGGGGGGAUAAGGUGCGACAUGGAGUACCUCAAGUCCUACUUUGGGAUUUUAAAGGUGGUUGAAGUGGUCCUUUCACUUAUUGGAUUCAUCUGCAUAGAGACUAUCAUGAUGUGUUCUCCCUGUGGAGGGGUCUACUUCUUCGAGUUUGUCAGCUGCAGUGCCUUCGUGGUGACAGGAGUCCUCCUUCUCAUCUUCAGCCUCAACCUGCACACCAAGGUGCCCCACGUCAACUGGAGCCUAACGGACCUGGUCAACACGGCUGCCAGCACCUUCUUCUUCUUCUUGUCGUCUCUUGUGUUGGCCUGCAUCAACCACAACACUGGAGCUGAAAUAGCAGCAGUGAUCUUUGGCUUCCUGGUGACAGGUGUGUACGGUAUAAACACCUUCCUGGCGGUACGGAGGUGGCGCCGGGGCAAUGGCUGUCAGGGAGCGGCCCAGACCAGCGAGUACAUGCGAGCACGCACAGCAUCUCGUGGAGAAAUGGAGGCAAGACCCGAGCUCGCAUGAGUGCUGGCGGACAAUCAGACGGACUAAAGGAAAUCCACACUACCGGCAGCUGACUGAGGUGGCUUUUCAGAACAGUAUUUCAUUUAAGUCUGGAGAGGAAGGGUGAUCUCAAGCUCUCCACACGCUUUUGACUUCUCAUCAGAACACCUCAGCUGUGCUCGGAAUAAAUCUCAAUUAUAUAUCCACAGAUGAGUCCGUGGCUUUGUUUAUCCUGGCUUCAGUGACACACACUCAGACUUUAAAGUGAAGAACUGAAGGUAUCCUCUGUAAAACUUUUCAUCCACCUGUCUUUCUGAGUAAGUAUGAAGGAUGAUUUCCAUGAAGAGCCCAAAAUAAACAGCUGACUUCACUCCAGCUGUGCACUAACUCCUGCUCUGACGCAGGUGUUGACUUUUUUUUUUUUUUUUUUUAGAAAGUUUUGUGUUUCACUGUGAAUGAAGUCGAGUUAAAGAAGGUUUGUACAGUUUGCUUACUUCACGCCGCUGUCUGUGAAGUCUAUGUGUGAGCGUAGAUCCAGGAAACCACUGGAGCAGCAGCAGACAGUAACCUGCAGCACAACAGACGCACCAUGACAUCAGCCUGUGGCAUUGACAUUAGAUAUUUUAAUCUAAAGGUUACACAUGCUGACAUGUUUGUUUCGCCUUCAUCUUGACUAGCUUUAUAAAUGCCUUUAAUGUGUGACCUUUAGCAGCCAUUAAGAUCUCUGCUGCCACCAGUUAUACAGUAACAGUACAGGGUCAUUUUUAACUGCAGUCGACUGGCGGCACAACGAAAGGUCAACAUUUUUUAACAACUAGUGACAAAGAUUUACUUCUUUGCAAAACAAAUACACCCCACGAGUUUGACAUUUAUGAGACAAAAUAAAAAUGCUUCAUUCCAUCCAUUUCAACUAGGGACGCACAAUAUGGAUGUUUUUUAUUAAUGCGUAUUAUUACAAUGAUCAAAUUAUAGCUGAUGAAUUAUUGGCUGAUAAUAUGUCAAAUUGCUUUUAUUGGCUUAACAAGCUCAGCAUCUAGACUCCGAACAGCUGUGUUCACCUUUAAAGUUGGAUUGUGAUCCACAAAUAAACAGAUAUUGAUUAUUUAAUACACUGAUAUAAAGACAUGUCAAAGUAUUUAAAAUUGAAUUCUUUGGCAUUAUAAUAUGCUUUAUGAGAAAAAGAUGAAUACAAAUUUGAAGAGUGAGUCUGUUCUUUGUUUUUAUUUUGUUAACAAUAGUUAUAUUAACUAAAUUUGGUUCAGUCAGAACUAUGGAAUAUUAAAUAAUCCAUCUUUUUCUCACAAUAAGGCUUUUUUUUUUACCAUGUGUGCAGAAUCUACAGGUUAUGACCUUUUGAAAUAACAAAAAUGUGAAAUUAUAAGUUCUCUUUUCUGUAUCGUCCAUGAGAAGCAGGUAAUUAUCAGUAUCAGAAGAAAAAAUAUCCAUUUUCUGCGUCCCUAAUUUCAUCUAAAGUUGUGUGUAAACUAUCCAAAAAAAAAAUAUUACUAGCAUUUCUAAAAGUUUAAUUCCGAGGUCUGUGUUAGGUCAACACUGUGAGGCAGGAGUAGGAUAUAUUAGGCGCUAAAGUUGAAUUGUUAUCUUGUUAGUUUUGCACAUAUUCAAGGCUUCAGGUAACGUAAAUGUUGAUGAUACAUAAUUUUAAAGUCAGAUCGAUAUCAAUGCCUUCAGCUUUUAGACAGUAUCUCAGGUUGUGACACACUUUUUCCAUCUUUGACUCCAAAAAAAAAAGAAAUUGACAUGAAAUCACAGGGUGCCUCGAACUGAAAGUUGUAUUUAUAAUGCCUUCCUAAUUAUUAGACAUGACAUGAACUGAAAUUUACUUAAACGUUAAGUUAAAUUUUUAAAAAUGAGGCGUUAAGUGACAGUGGUAUUGAAAUAUGGUACUUUUCGCUUUCACUGUAUUUGGUUAGAUUAAAAUGCAUAUGUAUUAUAUAUGUUAUCACACACUUGAUGUAUUAUAAAAUCUCUAUCAUUCCACACUGCGGCUGUUAUAACGCUCAUACAUACAGAGUGCAAAACACAUUUGUCAUUCCUUGAAUGUUUUUUAGGGGUGCACCGAUUGCAAUUUUCUGGCCGAUCACCGAUUUUUUAAAAAGCCUGACCGGCCGAUACCGAUUUUUUUUUAUAACUCACAGCAUACACCUUCAAUGUUUGAAUCUUAUUUUAUUGAAAAACAAUAACACAGCAGGAAGGAAAUCACAAUGUCUGAGGUAGUUAAUAAAAUAUUGAACUUAAAAUAAAUAGCAACGAUUAACAGGACAAACUAACAAAAGAACUGCAAGCAUAAAUAAAGUAUCCUGAGGUUUUGGUUUUGUUAUAGUACAACAUACAUACAACACAGUCAUGCAGAAGUAUGCGUACGUGCAGACGCACUUUCAGACCUUUAUGGAGGUAGAUAAGAUCUCUAGAUAAGGUUGGAUUGACGUAAAAGAAUCGGCCGAUCGCCGAUCCCGCAAAAUUCGCGUAAUCGCUGCACCCCUAAUGUUUUUCUGUUCGGCCAGUCACAACAAGAGACUCAAUCUUGAAAAAUCACGUCGAAUUUUGUUUUUUAAGAUGAAGGAAGAAAUGUCAAGUUACAUUUUGGUGUCUUAUAUUAUUCCAAUAAUGCAUUGAUUUUACACUACAGUUACACACGUGUGUUUUUUGUUGUUGUUUGAGACUUGUUUGUGUAUAUUAGGUUUGGGUGAGUUUGUGCAGGGUCUGAAUCGACUCUGUGGCUCCAUCUCCUGGUCGUCAUCUGAACUGUUCUCCUUCAGAGGACUGACUGACUGAAACAUAAAAAAAACUGUAUGGCUUCUUAAACAGCCUCAAAGGUUUCCACACUAUACAGAAAGCCUGAUUAAUCAGGCUAUUUUUAGUAACUUAUAUGUAUAUGUGUACCACUGCUAUUCCUCCUCGUUUGGUGACUGGAGUACUUUUAUGAACAGACAAUCAUAUUUGUUAUUCUUUCUCUUACUUUGAUGGAUUUGUUUCUGAGUAUGAUGUAAAAAAACAGAAACAUUUGUACAGCGAAAUCAUGCAAGUGCAUUAUGCUAUUUGAUAAUAUAAACUGUCAAAAUCUAUCAAGCUGCAGCUCUCUGUAUACAACUUUAUGCUACAGUAUGUUAUGAACUGUUUCUAUUUAUGGGGAAGAGAAGAAAGUGCUUGUGAACACCAUCAGUCUGACUGUUGGGAUGAUAAAUUAGAGGUGAGAUGCU
Messenger RNA from Centropristis striata (black sea bass), 5165 nucleotides. RefSeq names its product CKLF-like MARVEL transmembrane domain containing 4 (gene cmtm4). The coding region runs from base 1342 to 1968 and encodes 208 amino acids. The transcript has 4 exons. The record is from RefSeq and is a predicted model, not a curated record. Gene Ontology annotation, cellular component: membrane. NCBI's taxonomy places the organism in Eukaryota, Metazoa, Chordata, Actinopteri, Perciformes, Serranidae.